AAAAUGUCAAAAAUUAGAAGAAAGGUCACAGUGGAAAAUACCAAGACCAUAUCUGAUAGCACAUCUCGAAGACCCAGUGUAUUUGAGAGGCUUGGACCCAGCACUGGCAGUACAGCAGAGACACAGUGCCGUAACUGGCUGAAGACUGGCAACUGCCUCUAUGGAAACACAUGUAGAUUCGUACAUGGCCCUUCACCUCGUGGUAAAGGUUAUAGCAGCAAUUAUAGAAGGUCACCAGAAAGACCUACAGGGGAUCUUAGAGAAAGAAUGAAGAACAAGCGCCAAGAUGUGGACACUGAGCCCCAGAAACGAAGUACAGAGGAGUCAUCCUCACCUGUUAGGAAAGAAUCUUCAAGAGGGAGGCAUAGGGAGAAGGAAGACAUAAAAAUCACUAAGGAAAGAACUCCAGAAAGUGAAGAAGAAAAUGUAGAAUGGGAAACUAAUAGAGAUGAUUCUGACAAUGGAGAUAUUAAUUAUGAUUAUGUUCAUGAAUUGUCAUUGGAAAUGAAGCGUCAGAAGAUACAGAGGGAAUUAAUGAAGUUGGAGCAAGAAAACAUGGAGAAGAGAGAAGAAAUUAUCAUUAAAAAGGAGGUUUCACCAGAAGUAGUUAGAUCAAAAUUGUCUCCAUCACCUUCUUUAAGAAAGUCUAGCAAGUCUCCAAAGCGAAAAUCAAGCCCCAAGUCAUCUUCAUCUAACAAGAAAGAGAGGAAGACAUCUGUAGUAUCUUCUCCCCUGUUGGACCAGCAGAGGAAUUCAAAAAGCAACCAAAGUAAAAAGAAAGGACCACGUACUCCUAGUCCACCCCCUCCUAUACCAGAAGAUAUUGCUCUGGGGAAAAAAUAUAAAGAAAAGUACAAAUUAAAAGACAGGAUAGAAGAAAAACCAAGAGAUGGAAAGGACAGAGGACGAGAUUUUGAAAGACAAAGAGAAAAAAGAGACAAGCCAAGAUCUACUUCCCCAGCAGGACAACAUCAUUCUCCUAUAUCUUCUAGGCAUCACUCGUCUUCCUCACAAUCGGGAUCAUCUAUUCAAAGACAUUCUCCUUCUCCCCGUCGAAAAAGAACUCCUUCACCAUCUUAUCAAAGGACGCUAACUCCACCUUUACGACGCUCUGCUUCUCCUUAUCCUUCACAUUCUUUGUCUUCUCCUCAGAGAAAGCAAAGUCCUCCAAGACAUCGCUCUCCAGUGCGAGAGAAAGGGAGGCAUGAUCAUGAACGAACUUCACAGUCUCAUGAUCGACGUCAUGAAAGGAGGGAAGAGACUAGAGGCAAAAGGGAUAGAGAAAAGGACCCAAGAGAAGAACGAGAGUAUGAACAGGAUCAGAGCUCUUCUAGAGACCACAGAGAUGACAGAGAACCUCGAGAUGGUCGAGAUCGGAGAGAUACCAGAGAUACUAGAGACCGAAGGGAACUAAGAGACUCCAGAGACAUUCGGGACUCCAGGGAGAUGAGGGAUUAUAGUAGAGAUACCAAAGAGAGCCGUGAUCCCAGAGAUUCUCGAUCCACUCGUGAUGCCCAUGAUUACCGAGACCGUGAAGGUCGAGAUACUCAUCGAAAAGAGGAUGCAUACCAGGAAGAAUCCCGAAGUUAUGGCAGAAACCAUUUGAGAGAAGAAGGUUCUCGUACUGAAAUAAGGAAUGAUUCCAGAAAUGAGUCUCGAAGUGAAAUUAGGAAUGACCGGAUAGGCAGAAGUAGGGGGAGAGGUCCAGAGUUACCUGAAAAAGGAAGUCGAGGCACAAGAGGUUCUCAAAUUGAUAGUCACAGUAGUAGUAACUAUCAUGACAGCUGGGAAACUCGAAGUAGCUAUCCUGAAAGAGACAGAUACCCUGAAAGAGACAACAGAGAUCAAGCAAGGGAUUCUUCCUUUGAGAGAAGACAUGGAGAGAGAGACCGUCGUGACAACAGAGAGAGAGAUCAAAGACCAAGCUCACCAAUUCGACAUCAGGGAAGGAAUGACGAGCUUGAGCGUGAUGAAAGAAGAGAGGAACGAAGAGUAGACAGAGUGGAUGAUAGAAGAGAUGAGAGGGCUAGAGAGAGAGAUCGAGAACGAGACAGGGAGAGGGAGAGAGAGAGGGAACGUGAACGAGAUCGGGAAAGAGAAAAAGAAAGAGAACUAGAAAGAGAGCGUGCUAGGGAACGGGAAAGAGAAAGAGAAAAAGAGAGGGACCGUGAAAGAGACAGAGAUCGUGACCAUGAUCGAGAGAGGGAAAGAGAGAGGGAGCGAGAAAGGGAAAAAGAACGGGAGCGAGAGAGAGAAGAAAGAGAGAGGGAGAGAGAAAGAGAACGAGAGAGAGAACGAGAACGGGAACGAGAAAGAGCAAGGGAAAGAGAGAAAGAACGAGAGCGUCAGAGGGAGUGGGAAGACAAAGACAAAGGAAGAGAUGACCGCAGAGAAAAGCGAGAAGAUAUCCGAGAAGAUAGGAAUCCAAGAGAUGGACAUGAUGAGAGAAAAUCAAAGAAGCGCUAUAGAAAUGAAGGGAGUCCAAGCCCUCGGCAGUCACCAAAGCGUCGGCGUGAACAUUCUCCCGACAGUGACACCUACAACAGUGGAGAUGAUAAAAAUGAAAAACACAGACUCUUGAGCCAGGUUGUACGACCUCAAGAAUCUCGUUCUCUCAGUCCAUCACACCUUACAGAAGACAGGCCAUGUAGAUGGAAAGAGGAGGAUCGUAAACCAGAAAGAAAAGAGAGUUCAAGGCGCUAUGAAGAGCAAGAACUCAAAGAGAAAGUUUCUUCUGUAGAUAAACAGAGAGAACAGACAGAAAUUAUGGAAAGCUCAAGAACACGUGCACAAGACAUUAUAGGACACCACCAGUCUGAAGAUCGAGAUACAUCUGAUCGAGCUCAUGAUGAAAGCAAGAAAAAAGCAAAAAUUCAAAAGAAACCUAUUAAGAAAAAGAAAGAGGAUGAUGUUGGAAUAGAGAGGGGUAGCAUAGAGACAACAUCUGAAGAUGGUCAAGUAUUUUCACCAAAAAAAGGACAGAAGAAGAAAAGUGUUGAAAAAAAACGUAAAAGAUCCAAAGGUGAUUCUGAUAUUUCUGAUGAAGAAAUAGCCCAGCAAAGUAAGAAGAAAAGAGGCCCGCGGACUCCCCCUAUAACCUCUAAAGAGGAAUUGAUUGAAAUUUCCAAUGAUAAAGAUGACACCCUAGAGGAUCUUCAGAAAAAAGAAGAUACAGCAUUCAGUGACUGGUCUGAUGAGGAUGUGCCUGACCGUACAGAAGUGACAGAACCAGAGCAUGCUGCCACUGCUGCUACUCUUGGUAGUACCCCUUCUCCUCUAUCUUCUCUUCUUCCUCCUCCGCCUCCUGUGGCUACUGCCACUGCUGCAACUGCCCCUGCUAAUCUUUCCACUACUGCUGCAGCCACCUCCUUCAGCACAUCUGCCACCACCAUUUCUGCUUCUGCCACCCUCACCAAUACCACCAGUACCACUUUUGCCAAUGAAGACUCACAUAGAAAAUGCCACAGAACACGAAUGGAGAAAGUAGAGACACCUCAUGUUACUAUAGAAGAUGCACCGCAUCGCAAGCCAGUGGAUCAAAAGAGGAGUAGCAGCCUUGGGAGCAAUCGGAGUAAUCGUAGUCAUACAUCUGGUCGUCUACGCUCCCCAUCCAAUGAUUCUGCCCAUCGAAGUGGGGAUGACCAAACUGGUCGAAAGAGGGUACUGCAUAGUGGCUCAAGAGAUAGAGAAAAAACAAAAAGCCUGGAAAUCACCGGAGAAAGAAAAUCUAGGAUUGAUCAGUUAAAGCGUGGAGAACCCAGUCGAAGUACUUCUUCAGAUCGUCAGGAUUCAAGAAGCCAUAGUUCAAGAAGAAGUUCUCCUGAGUCAGAUCGACAGGUCCAUUCAAGAUCAGGGUCAUUUGAUAGCAGAGAUAGGCUUCAAGAACGAGAUCGCUAUGAGCAUGAUAGAGAGCGGGAGAGAGAAAGGAGAGAGACAAGGCAGAGAGAGUGGGACCGAGACGCUGAUAAAGACUGGCCACGAAACAGAGAUCGAGAUAGAUUGCGGGAGCGAGAGAGAGAACGAGACAAAAGGAGAGAUGUGGACAGGGAAAGAGAGAGACUAAUUCCUGAUUCUAUGGAAAGGGACAGGGACAGAGACAGAACUUUUGAGAGUUCUCAAAUAGAGUCAGUGAAACGCAGUGAAGCAAAACUGGAGAAUGAACUUGAAAGAGACCUAGAAGGCACUUCCCGAGACUCUGUAGCUUUGGAUAAAGAAAGAAUGGAUAAAGAUCUGGGAUCUGUGCAGGGAUUUGAAGAUAUAAACAAAGCUGAGAGAACUGAGAGUAUGGAAGCAGGAGAUGAUGAAUCCAAGUUAGAUGAUGCACAUUCAUUAGGCUCUGGUGCUGGAGAAGGAUACGAGCCAAUCAGUGAUGAUGAACUAGAUGAAAUUCUGGCAGGUGAUGCAGAAAAGAGGGAGGACCAACAGGAUGAGGAAAAGAUGCCAGAUCCAUUAGAUGUGAUAGAUGUGGAUUGGUCUGGUCUUAUGCCAAAGCAUCCAAAAGAACCACGAGAGCCUGGGGCUGCACUCUUAAAAUUCACACCUGGAGCUGUAUUGCUGAGAGUUGGAAUUUCUAAAAAGUUGGCAGGUUCUGAACUCUUUACCAAAGUCAAAGAAACAUGUCAGAGAGUUUUAGAAAAACCAAAAGAUGCAGAGAGUCUUUUUGAACAUGAAUUGGGAGCUCUUAACAUGGCUGCAUUACUACGAAAAGAAGAAAGAGCAAGUCUUCUUAGUAAUCUUGGACCAUGCUGUAAAGCAUUAUGCUUCAGACGGGAUUCUGCAAUCCGAAAGCAACUUGUUAAAAAUGAGAAGGGUACUGUAAAACAAGCUUACACGAAUGCUCCAGUGGUAGACAAUGAAUUAUUACGAUUGAGCCUUCGGUUAUUUAAGCGGAAGACUACUUGCCAUGUUCCAGGACAUGAAAAGACUGAAGAUAAUAAACUUGCACAGUCCAGUAUCCAACAGGAACUGUGUGUGUCUUAAAACUGAAGUUCAGUAUGACAUUUUUGGUACUGUCUUCCUUCAGCAGCAGUACAUAUUCCUUUUCAAAGUUCUAUGAUUUGACAGGCAUUAUUAGUGACAAAGACAGAAAAGAUUUAUCAGCCAUGCUAAAAGAGUGAAGAAGAACUUUGAUCUUUAGAGACAUUAGAUUUGGCUAACUUCAUAUUUCACAUUAGUUUUUACACAGUACUUGAUACUCAUGCAGAAUAAUGUGAAAGCAUCUAGAUUUAGUAGUUUAUUCUGUACCUUUUGUUAAAACUGAAGAUUUUGGAAAACUGUUGUCAGUGCUCUUCCAGCCUAUGGAUAUUUUUUAUGAAACAGAGCCACUGAUUUAUGUUCUGGAUGACCUGUACAGAAACUACAAUUUUAUUCAGAAACAGUGCAUUUGUCAAAGUAAUUGCACACAUUGUGCACCACCAUGUUGUACAGAACAUUUGAAAGGGAAUGCUAGUCUAGCAUGGUAUGUUCGUACGCAGAUCUCCAGCAGGAUGGAGCCAACAUAUUUUU
Galeopterus variegatus (Sunda flying lemur) is the source of this 5505-nucleotide messenger RNA. It is a transcript of the gene ZC3H13, whose product is annotated as zinc finger CCCH-type containing 13. Bases 4 to 4980 code for a protein of 1658 amino acids. The transcript has 18 exons. NCBI's taxonomy places the organism in Eukaryota, Metazoa, Chordata, Mammalia, Dermoptera, Cynocephalidae. Gene Ontology annotation, molecular function: metal ion binding. The record is from RefSeq and is a predicted model, not a curated record. Gene Ontology annotation, cellular component: nuclear speck.